This is a messenger RNA of Lethenteron reissneri (Far Eastern brook lamprey), 4003 nucleotides long. RefSeq names its product tsukushi, small leucine rich proteoglycan (gene TSKU). Gene Ontology annotation, cellular component: extracellular matrix. Gene Ontology annotation, molecular function: protein binding. The record is from RefSeq and is a predicted model, not a curated record. NCBI's taxonomy places the organism in Eukaryota, Metazoa, Chordata, Hyperoartia, Petromyzontiformes, Petromyzontidae.
CUCCGAGUUGUGUUGACGUAACAGUGGUCUGUCCCACCCAUCACCACGUGUGUGUGUGUGGGGGCUUAUUCACGCAGCACCCCACCAAACUCCACAGAGCGCGCACACGGAGAGAUGGAGAGAGACAGAGAGAGACGCCUGCCACAGAGUUCCUCCCCGCAACGGAGAUUCUUCUAAAGUGAAGGGAAGUGCAAGACGGACGGACAAGCAGCAAGACAAGACGAUAGGUAGGCAGAUAGACAGCUCGAACAAGCUGAACGGCGACGAACAGCAUUGUAGAUAGACACACAGGCAGGCAGAACUUGGAAAUUAGCUUAACGGACUUACACACACUACAAGAGUUACGCAGAUAAAGAGAAGGAAGGGAUUACAGCAGCAGAUCAAUAGAAUGAUCGGCAUACAGACAGACAGGCAGAGAGACAAAUACGGAGGAAGGCAGUUACAUGGAAAUGAAAAAGUUAGAAUCCAGUUAUCUAUUGGCCAGGGUCAAGGCCACUCCGAUUAGUACGGUUGGGUACGUACGGUGCGAAAGAAGUUAAACAUACGGUACAUAACACAGAGUAUAAAGUGUCUCGGCAUACAAGCCUUAGAUCUGUGCUGUGUUGAAGCAAGCCUGUGACCUGAAUCAACUGCUGCCAACAACGCUACUGCUGCUCCUGCUGGUGACGACGACGAUGACAACGUGACUGACAACGUUGCCCAAUGCACACGGACAGCAACGCUCACUUGGACAUUCCUCUCAUCCCCAGCACCUUGGCCCGCUCCUCCCUGAGCCACCACCACCACCACCAUGCCUCCUGCAGGCCACGGCCCGGCCUGCCCCCUCCUGCCGCUGCUGCUCCUCCUGUGCCUCACCUGGCCCUCGUUGGCGCCCAGGGGCGCCAUCGCGGACCCGUCGUGUCCCGUCGGCUGCGCGUGUCACCUCGACAGCUUCGGCCGCUUCUCCAGCUACAGCUUGACGCGUGUCGACUGCUCGUCGUCGGGGCUGCGGGACUUCCCCGCCGCGCUGCCUCUGACCACGACGCACCUCUCGCUGGUGGACAACCACCUGGGCCCGACGGUGAACCCGGGCGGACCCGGUUACACGACCCUGCUGGCUCUCAACCUCAGUCACAACGGCGUGAAGCGCCUGCACAAGGGCACCUUCUCCAGGCUGCGCUACCUGGACGCGCUGGAUCUGAGCUACAAUGCGGUGGGGCGGGUGGACGCGGGCGCCUUCGAGAGGGCUCCGUUGUCCACAAUCGACCUGAGCCACAACGCCCUGUCGGACGAGUUCGACCUGAGCGCGUUCGAAGCGGACCUGCCGGUGAUCGGGGUUCAGAGGCUGUCCCUUGACCUGUCCCACAAUCGGAUCAGCGCCCUGAAGCGAAAGGGAGGAGGAGGUGGUGGUGCUCCUGCUGGAACGCUGCGCAUACGAAGUCUCAACCUGGCUGCAAACGCUCUCAUAGAGGCGCCACCACCAGAACUUCUGAGACACCUGGCAGACCUACAAUACCUCAGCCUGGACUCGAACCCCAUAACUCGACUCCGACAGUCAGCCUUUUUUUACCUCAGGGACCUCACACACCUAUCCCUCCGUAACCUCGCUCCGGAUGUACACUUUAACAAAGGAACCUUCCUGGGUCUCGAAGGGACACUGCAAGUCUUGAACCUUUCUGACAACUGCCAGUCAGGAGUCACUCUUUUGGGAGCCGAGCUGGGCGAGCUGAGGUCGCUGUUCGAACUUCAGCUGUCGGUGUCCGACGACCCAUCUCUGGCCCUGCUGCCAGUGACCCUGGGCCUCCCCCUGGCAGGCGCGUGGAAGUGCUGGGAGCCACGGUACCCCAAAGGUCGUGCCGCCACGCACAGAGUGACCGGGGGCUGCGUGAACGUGGCGUGUUACAGAUUCCCUGCGCGCGAGAUGCUCUAGCCGAGCCAUCGUCGUACCUUUCCACGUUCAGCACGGCCGUGCUCUCCCUUCGCAGUGGAAACCGAAGUGGUUACACGAUCUAAGCGUACGCGACUGUUUGGUCACCUGAAUAACCAUGUGCCGCACGGCUCGCCAUCCCGGCCAGGUGCGGUCUCCGUACAUCCCCUUCAUGGCGUCUUCCCGAACAAAUUCGCCGACGUGCCGGCUUGGAACCUGACGUGGCGUCCCCCGUUGCCUUGGUGAAUUCUGAUGAACGUUACGUAUUGCACACGCCAUAUGAUUGAUAAACGUGCCCUGAUUAUUCGUGGAGAGCGCUGGUACGAUUGUAAGAGAUUGGUGAUACUGCUGCGUUGGCAGUGAUGAACAACUGCAAACAACAAACUCAACACAUUUACUACAAUAAUGAGUCAAGAAUGUCUGUGUCCCGCGCGUGACGUCACUCCACGGCGACCAGCCCCCCUCAUUAAUAAUCAUGAGCGGUGACGUAACUACUCAUGGAGAACCCCCCCCCCUCAUUAAUAAUAAUUAGCGGGUGACGUCACUCCACAUGGGGGGGCAAGGCGCCUCCUCCCCCCUCCUCAGAGUCAACUUACAACCCUCACUACAAAGGCAGAACCCUCACGUCACGUGGUCUCCGUAGCGCUGUUGAGACAUCGAAGUAAAAAGGACGUCGUGAUGAACAAGGGAUUAUGACCUUUAAAUGAAAUAAGUCUGUGUCACCGCGGCCUUACAAAUUGCACACGAAUGGAUGCAAUGAAUAUUACGUCGCGGUCUGCUUUUCGCUUGCAAGUUUCAGAUGUACUGCAAACCACCCGUCCUUGGACGGGCAAAAAGCUAUUUUGUCAAUAACAGUGUAUGGCCUUAAAAGGAAACGUACAUAUAAGGAGAUGUUUUGCGCAAUGACCCUUCUAUGAAUUGACUCAUACAAAUAAGCUUCUUUAGUUAUACAUUUUUGAUUAUUGAAGGGUUUGUUUGUUACACGAUAGCUACUAAUAUCAUUAUUCAUAUGCACAAUUUCAAAACUGUUCAUCAGGAAAACAUUUUUACGUUUAAUUCUGAUUGGGCCCCAUGGUGUAAACAUCUCCAUCUAUUGUCCUCAACUUUGUCUCUCUGGCCCAGCGUUCUUCGGUGCAAGGCCCGCACUGGUGGCCCCUGGACGCCUUUAGUGCGGCCCCCGCAACACCCCAAUAGUGAGAACACCACUUGCAGGCAGUGUGGCAGCCCUCACACUGACGUCGUCGGCGAAAGUGGGCCCCCUUUGAAAACGAGUGAAGGACGCCGCUUCUUAGUUUGUGUUGUUAUGAAGAAAGGCCACUGCCUGAAAUGUCACCUAUGAGAUAUUCUUCCUUUUAAGGCUACAGUGUGAGUGAAGAAUGUGUUGAGUGUAUUCUCAUUCCUUACACGGAGCUGCGAGGAGUGAAUGUGCGUGUGGUGAGGUGGAGGAGGCCUACGAUGAAAAGUUGAGUCACGGGGCAGCAGGCGAGUUCAUCAUCCAGGUGGCUCUGCUGGACACAGAAGAAGAGGGCUGACAUCUUAGUUUUACUUGCAAGGGGAAGAGACGAAUCACAUGCCCUCACGUGUCAAGGUACAACACGACGUUUAGACUCUCCCUCGUACGAGAUAAAGAGAUCGGUUGCUGUGAUGUCGUUGUAAAAAUGAGGGCACUGUUAAAAAUCUAUUCUAGGUUUUCGCUCUCGAUAACGUAGCGAGAACCCCAAUCAAUGUUGGACUGCGCAGAACACGCAAGCUCGGUGCCGCAGCUUUCAAGUUAAGAUCUGUUUGGUUUUUGGAAUGCGUUGGAAUUUUAACCAGCCGGUAACACGAUUGUUAAAUGACGGUUGGUAAACGCUGUGAUGAUGGUGAGGAUUUGUGUUCAUGUUGGGAAGUGUUCAUGUUGGUAAACGCUGUGAUGAUGAUGAUUUGUGUUCAUGUUGGUAAGUGCUUUUUAGACUUUUGUAUUUCACCCUUGUUUGGAAUCUUUGUGCCGUAGUUGUGCCAAUGUGUAGAUUCAAAUGUUCGCUAAGAAUUGUUGGAAUACAAAGCUCUGUUACUGGUCAAUUCGUGGGCGUAUGCAAAUAAGGUGAAUAGCACAUA